GUGGAUGGGAGUGAUGAAGGGGACGAAGAUGGUGUGCUGAUGAACGAGGAACUUGUUCUUAACUCGGAAAUGCCGGAUAAUAACGACCCUUCUUUUGAUCCGGACUUCUCCAUGUCAGACGGAGAUGCAGUACCUGAUGAAGCUUCCGACCAAGACGUCGACUCUGAGUACGAGUCGGAGCCCGAAGGAAAGCGCGGCGCUGGGCGAGGACGAGGACGAGGACGAGGAAGAGCACGGGGCCGAGCAAGGGGCGAAGGGCGAGGUCGCAGUCGCGGUCGCGGCCGGGGCCGUGGAAGAGGUCGUGGUAACAGAGAUGCUGGCGAAGGUAGGGCGCAAGGAUCUCAAAGGGGGAAAAGAGGGCCCCGUGAACCCAAGGAUCCCGGUCCAGAAUUCAAGCGUAUAAUGGCCCAAGCGACUCAAUCAUGGCUCAAUGAAGAACUUGAUCCAGCUCUCAAAUAUGCGAGCGAGGCCAUCAAGAUCAACCCCGAGGUUUUCGCCGCUUACAAUCUUCUCUCCGAGAUUCUUUACGCGAAGCACCAAUACGAGGCAUCCGUACAUGCACUUUCUAUGGGUGCACUCCUACAGAGAGACGUAAAUCUCUGGCAUCAAAUUGCUGCUAGAGUACUUGAGUUGGAAGGCGACGAAAAAGACCGCCUUGAAUGGGCUCACCGAUGUUUUAGUCAAGUCAUUCGUAUCGAUACCAAUGAUUGGGAAGCGCGCUGCAGAAGACUCGAUUUUCAGCUAAGAUUCAACCACAAGGGUCAAGCAAAGUCCGAGUUGGAGAUGAUGCUGAAGAUCGAAGGUCAUGAGAAUGAUGUUGACAGACUACAGCAGUUGGCUGAGCUAUGUGCGGUUACUCACGAGCCGGAGAGGGCUGUAGAACCUUUCCAGAAAGCCUUGAAGCAUCACAUGAAAACUUCCAAGUCUGAAUACAGUCAGCUUGAUUGGCAAAUCCUCAACAGCUAUUUGGAGUUGAUGCAGACUCUGAAGCGGUAUGAAGAAGCGAUCCCUUACCUUCGAGCUGGUGCCCGCUGGAUCCUUGGUCGAGAGGAUGAAUCGUUCUGGGAUUCCCAGCUAGAUGACCGUGAAUGGGACAUGGACGAUGAGCCUAGAAGAGUUCAAGUGGAACAGUUCGUGCCCGGGAGACAUAGCUCUGAGACAUAUGGAGCCGGCUUGCCAUUAGAGAUCAGGGUCAAACUUGGCAUGUUCCGUCUCGGGCUAGGCUCUGGUCAUUAUGAAGAAGCUUUGGCCCAUUUUGAAUACCUGCAGCCCGAGGACGAGUCUGAACUAGCCAACGUGUUCGACUUUGACGAUUUGUUCAGGGAAGUCGCCGAUGCACUCACCAUCUCAGGCAGCCAUAGCGAAGCACUUCGUUAUUACAUGGCUCUCCGGAAGAUACCGGAAGUUCCCCAGACAGCUCUUUGCAUCUCAAUCGCAGCAUGUUACUGGGCGCUUCGACGCCCGGACGAUGCUGAAGCAUUCAUAGAAUCGGCAUUGGGAGCUGCCGGCACCAACCUUUCCGCUCGUGUGCAAGUUGCGCGAUUUUUCCAAGACUGGGGCAUGACCUCCAGAUGUGAAGAUAUAGCUCAAGACGUCAUUGCAAAGGGAGGCUUGGAUAUUGUCAAAAGAGCUCGUCUCAAUGUGCAGAUGUCUAGUGCGCAUAAAGCCUUACAAGUAAAAGACUCCGCUGGAAAACUAAAGUCAACCAAGCAAGCUGCAACCCAGGACCUCCUCCCGGCGCCAACUACUUUGCAGUCUCUGGAAGCCAAGAGGCCGGUCACUAGGUCAAGAGUUUCAAGAGUUUCAAAAGAGCCUAAAGAACGAAGGCGCAGACUCCGUGGUUUGUUGGACACAGAGAAAGAAAAGCUUGAAGAGGCGCAGCUUCGGGACAGAGCCAUAAGAGAAUACUAUCAAGAGCUGGUAUCUCUUCAGAGCUCUGUAGACGCUGGUGAUGAAGAAGCAGUAACAGCAUACAUGGAUGCUGCAAGUGAAAUGGUUGAUGAAUUUCGGAGGAUGGAGGCAUUCUAUCCUAGGAAUGACAAAACCCUCAAGUUUACCGGCUAUGUUGGUCGCGCUACCGGUCCAUCUAAGAUGAGGGAAUCAACACUGGCCUAUCUCGCGACACUCUCAAAUCGCGCGGGCGCAACAGAAGCAGACCCAGAGAGCCAUAUGUACAACGGCGAGAAAGCACCCGAAGACUUCCACGAUAUCCCUUUCGACGAGUGGCUAGAUAUAUUCUGCCAAUACGCCUUGCUUUUAGCAAAGCGAGGUAUCAACGGACGCUGCUGGAUCGUUAUCCAGGCGGCUGCCGGGGCGAACAUCUUUCAUCACGAUGCUAAGCGCGAACACCAUAUUCAUGUGUGCUGGUUAGCCUGUGCUCUCUUACUCCGCGAUGAGGAGCACCUCUGCAAUGCAUGCCGUUAUUUAAUCAAACAACAUUCCUAUGCGAACGAUGCAUAUCGUCUCUAUGGCAUGAUCAACAGACUGUAUGCAGGACAUCGGUCCUGGUACAACGGUGGACCAUCUCAAAAAUUCGUGUUACGGUUGAUCAAAGCCAUGGACUUUGCUUUGCUCGAUGCAGAGGGGCGUAAAAUGUACCACUUUGGUGAUCAGGAACGUUCUGGUUAUACAAGAGGCGGUUUGCACGAAGGAAACCCAGAGGGAAUCACUGAGCUUAAUGUGGCUCUGCUUGUCAUGUACGCCCAUGUCCUGGCAACUGGUGGAUCCGACAUCAACGCUCUCAACUACUACUUCCGCGCCUACAGUCUCGCUCCGGACGAUCCGAUAAUCAAUUUCUCGAUUGCAGUUUCCUACAUUCAGCAUGCUAUGAAGCGACAGUCGGAGAACCGCCAAUAUCAAAUUGAACAAGGGCUGGCCUUUCUCUACCGUUACUAUCAAAUACGUACAAGAGAGAACAUUGCCAUUUUGGUCCAGGAAGCAGAAUUCAACGUGGCUCGAAUGUGGCAUACACUAGGUCUUACGCAUUUGGCACUUCCUGCAUACGAAAAAGUUUUGUCUCUGAGAGAGCGUGUACGUCUUGAGCACAAGGGAGAAUUAAGUAAAUCGGAGGAUUUCUCGGCAGAUGCGGCGUUUGCGAUUCAGACAAUCCUGGCUUUAUCCGAAGAGUUUCAGAGCGCCCGAAGACUUACUGAGAAAUGGCUUGUAAUAUAACUAAGUGGACUAUUCUAUAAUACACUCUUUAAUCCCU
Molecule: messenger RNA, 3208 nt
Organism: Aplosporella prunicola CBS 121167
Lineage: Eukaryota; Fungi; Ascomycota; Dothideomycetes; Botryosphaeriales; Aplosporellaceae
Exons: 2
Coding region: 40-3171 (1043 amino acids)
Biological process (GO): transcription by RNA polymerase III
Cellular component (GO): transcription factor TFIIIC complex
Molecular function (GO): protein binding
Source: RefSeq, a predicted model, not a curated record